AUGGGAGGAGGCAUUUCUAAUGCGAAUCAGAGGGAAAACGCUCAGGAUGAUGAUGGAAAUGAAAAAAGGCAAUGGCGCAUUGAUGACGGAAAGCGCAAAUUUAUAACUUCAACAGUAGAUUCAGCAAAUAAGGGGUAUACUGAAGGCAUGAGUGACCCUCUUGGUGCGAGGGGAGUUCCUGAUCCUGUGGAAAGUACGACUCCACGUAGUAAAUUAACUUUUUUUAAAGGGAAUUCCGAAAAUCCUAUGUCGGGAGCUGCCUCAGCUGGCAACUUCGGUAAAGGGGCCGGCAACAGCAGCUCCACGAACUCAAUGCGGAACAUGCGGAAUGCUUCCGUGGCGGUCCAAGAGGAUUCCGAAAAUCCUAUGUCGGGAACUGCCUCAGCUGGCAACUUCGGUAAAGGGGCCGGCAACAGCAGCUCCACGAACACAAUGCGGAACAUGCGGAAUGCUUCCGUGGCGGUCCAAGAGGAUUCCGAAAAUCCUAUGUCGGGAGCUGCCGCAAGUAGCAUCUUGGUUAAAGGGGCCGGCAACAGCAGCUCCACGAACUCAAUGCGGAACAUGCGGAAUGCUUCCGUGGCGGUUCAAGAGGAUUCCGAAAAUCCUAUGUCGGGAGCUGCCUCAGCUGGCAACUUCGGUAAAGGGGCCGGCAACAGCAGCUCCACGAACAUAAUGCGGAACAUGCGGAAUGCUUCCGUGGCGGUCCAAGAGGAUUCCGAAAAUCCUAUGUCGGGAGCUGCCGCAAGUAGCAUCUUGGUUAAAGGGGCCGGCAACAGCAGCUCCACGAACACAAUGCGGAACAUGCGGAAUGCUUCCGUGGCGGUCCAAGAGGAUUCCGAAAAUCCUAUGUCGGGAACUGCCUCAGCUGGCAACUUCGGUAAAGGGGCCGGCAACAGCAGCUCCACGAACACAAUGCGGAACAUGCGGAAUGCUUCCGUGGCGGUCCAAGAGGAUUCCGAAAAUCCUAUGUCGGGAGCUGCCGCAAGUAGCAUCUUGGUUAAAGGGGCCGGCAACAGCAGCUCCACGAACUCAAUGCGGAACAUGCGGAAUGCUUCCGUGGCGGUUCAAGAGGAUUCCGAAAAUCCUAUGUCGGGAGCUGCCUCAGCUGGCAACUUCGGUAAAGGGGCCGGCAACAGCAGCUCCACGAACAUAAUGCGGAACAUGCGGAAUGCUUCCGUGGCGGUCCAAGAGGAUUCCGAAAAUCCUAUGUCGGGAGCUGCCGCAAGUAGCAUCUUGGUUAAAGGGGCCGGCAACAGCAGCUCCACGAACACAAUGCGGAACAUGCGGAAUGCUUCCGUGGCGGUCCAAGAGGAUUCCGAAAAUCCUAUGUCGGGAGCUGCCUCAGCUGGCAACUUCGGUAAAGGGGCCGGCAACAGCAGCUCCACGAACAUAAUGCGGAACAUGCGGAAUGCUUCCGUGGCGGUCCAAGAGGAUUCCGAAAAUCCUAUGUCGGGAGCUGCCGCAAGUAGCAUCUUGGUUAAAGGGGCCGGCAACAGCAGCUCCACGAACACAAUGCGGAACAUGCGGAAUGCUUCCGUGGCGGUCCAAGAGGAUUCCGAAAAUCCUAUGUCGGGAGCUGCCGCAAGUAGCAUCUUGGUUAAAGGGGCCGGCAACAGCAGCUCCACGAACUCAAUGCGGAACAUGCGGAAUGCUUCCGUGGCGGUUCAAGAGGAUUCCGAAAAUCCUAUGUCGGGAGCUGCCGCAAGUAGCAUCUUGGUUAAAGGGGCCGGCAACAGCAGCUCCACGAACACAAUGCGGAACAUGCGGAAUGCUUCCGUGGCGGUCCAAGAGGAUUCCGAAAAUCCUAUGUCGGGAGCUGCCGCAAGUAGCAUCUUGGUUAAAGGGGCCGGCAACAGCAGCUCCACGAACUCAAUGCGGAACAUGCGGAAUGCUUCCGUGGCGAUCGUCGGUGAUUAUGCGAGCGACAUGGCAGAAUCUGAAAAAUCCAAUCUAGAGGUUGAACCGGGAGCAACGACUUCGCAGGGUUCGGUAAUGAACGUAGCUGGGCCUUUUAUUUGCCAAUCAUAUAACAAUGCAGUAGAAAAGACUAAAGGGUUGGGGCGUGCGCCGGCGCCGGGUUUUUUCCGGAGUGUUGUUGGGCCGUCACCAGACGUUUCAAACCUGACAAGGAAAAAAGUGACCUCCUUUCUGCGGCCUUGCGUCGCUACUGGGUCUGAGGAAAAAACUUCACGUGAUGUAGCUUUUGAUCCACCGGCUAUGCCGUUCGUCACCCCGUCAACGGGAGGUGGCAGUGCACGCGGUCCGCUACGGAUGCGUCUCAGGAUUAAACAAGGAAAUGAGGGAAGCCCAGUAGCACGUGCCGAUACUCCAGAAAAAGGUUCGCUUCAUAAAUCGGGAGCGAAAAACAAGACAGUUCCUCCGUCUGCUCCAUAUAAUUUGGACUUUGAGUGGUAA
Trypanosoma cruzi is the source of this 2415-nucleotide messenger RNA. RefSeq lists its product as uncharacterized. Lineage: Eukaryota; Euglenozoa; Kinetoplastea; Trypanosomatida; Trypanosomatidae. Bases 1 to 2415 code for a protein of 804 amino acids. The transcript has a single exon. The record is from RefSeq and is a predicted model, not a curated record.